Cyclocybe aegerita is the source of this 1098-nucleotide messenger RNA. NCBI's taxonomy places the organism in Eukaryota, Fungi, Basidiomycota, Agaricomycetes, Agaricales, Hemipholiotaceae. The record is from the annotation of a GenBank genome assembly.
AUGCCGAUAGUACCCCAAGGUGGAAAAGUCCUGGUAUCAGGCGCGAACGGUUACAUCGCUAUGUGGACCGUGAAAAUGCUGCUUGAGCGGGGAUACCGCGUUCGAGGAACGGUCCGUUCGGAAAACAAGGGCAGGUUCCUGAACGACUACUUUGCCAAGCUCGGACAUGGCGACGCAUUUGAGUUCGCAAUUGUCGAAGAUUUCCUUGAGGAUGACGCGUUCGACGAAGUGAUCAAAGACGUGGAUGCUAUUGCUCAUAUGGCAUCCCCAGUCCACUCGAAACCCAGCGACCCAGACGAGAUCUUGAAACCCGCCGUUCGAGGAACAAUUGGCAUACUCAAAAGCGCCUUGAAGAAUGCCUCCAGAGUCAGACGCAUCGUAGUCACGUCUUCCACUGCGACCAUCAUCACUCCGGACCUAACUGCGGCUAGGGUGUUCAGCGAGGAGGACUGGAACGAAGCGUGUCCCAAAGAAGUCAAAGAGCUAGGUGCAAAAGCGCGGGGUGUCUCCAUCUAUCGCGCAUCCAAGGUGCUCGCGGAAAGGGCCGCGUGGGAUUUCUACAAACAGCACAAGUCACAAAUUCAAUGGGAUUUGACUGUUAUAAACCCUCCAUUCGUGUUCGGACCCCCCAUCCACGAUGUCAGAUCGCCCAAGUCCCUGAAUCUCUCCCUCCUGGCGUGGUACCAAAGGCUCGUCUCCGAAUCUCCGGAGGAGAAGGACGAACUCAGCCACUGGUCAUGUGGCUGGGUCGACGUUCGUGACACAGCGUUGGCCCAUGUUAUGGCCCUCGAAAAGGAAGCAGCAGGCGGAGAGAGAAUCAUGACCCCGUCUGGACGAUGCUUUUGGCAGGAGUGGAUAAAUGCAGUGAAUAGCCUGAAACAAAUCCACUCCCUUCACACAAAUUUGUUAUCGGAUGCCCCGAACUUCUUCAUGAGCACGUUAUUCUUGGCUCGUUGGACCAGUCUAAGGAAGAGCGAAUUUUUGGGAUCAAAUUCAAGACUAUGGAGGAGACGGCCAAGGAUACGUUGGAGGACUUCGCGAGGCGCGGGUGGUAGGAAUGCUCUCGUCAAUACCUAUCGUCCGCCUUACAGGACUUGA